GCAGCUAGAGCGCACAUGUCAUGUUUGUGUUGUGAUUCUGUCGCCCGACGUUUGAACGGCACCUGGCAACGACAGGUCGUUUCCUGUCGAAGAUUUGCAGUUUCCGCAUCCCUUUCUGACUAAAAUGAUGCUCACCAAAUUAAUCCGACGAACCGGCUGUCAGUCUGUUGAGCUGUUUGCGAGGACCAAAAUCCCGAGCAGUUCUUGCAGGUGGGCCCAUUUGGCACCGGCAGGUGUUCAGGGCAAGGAGGAGAAUAGCCUAGAAGACAAGAUAAUCUACAACUCGUUGAUUGGCGGCCAAAGAUUCCGGAUGCGGCAGAAAAAACUGGAAAAGCUAAAAAAGGAGUCGUCCUGCAGCAACAACACUUCCAGUCUAAGCCACAGUUUUCUCUCGGCUGAAGCCAGGGCCCACCUUUUGGGAAUGGUGGAGCAACCUGGGGAAGGGCUAAAAUUCGAGAAUGAUGACCUACUCAGCCUGCAGAAACUGAUGCAGGAGAAACGUCAGGUUGAAAACCUGAGUAACGAAGCCUUCAGGGACAUCUCUUUGGACUUCAUGACGUCCACCAGCAGCGACCCUUCACUCCCAGCAAGUCGAGUGCCCUGCGGAGGCUGUGGAGCACCCCUUCACUGCCAGGACCCUGAAUACCCUGGUUUCUUACCUCUGGAAUGCUUCAAGGGAGUGUCAGAACCACACCUGAGAGCUCUCACCUGCCAACGGUGCUACACGCUCAAGAACCACCACAAGGCCAUCCAUGUCGAUGUCUCGCCGGACGAGUAUCCUAAAAUCUUGGAGCACAUAAGAGAUAAAAGGGCCUUGGUGCUCUUAGUCGUGGACUUGAUGGACUUUCCCUGCAGCAUUUGGCCCCACCUUAGCCAAAUCAUAGGUUCCAGGAGACCAAUAUGCGUGGUUGGAAAUAAAGUAGACCUUUUACCAAACGAUGGAAAAUUCUUUUUGGAACGAGUAAAAGAAAGUUUAACCAAAGAAGUCAUCAGGGUGUCCGGCAUUGGCGAGAAUUACAUAAAACACGUUGCUUUGGUCAGUGCCAAAACUGGAUACGGCAUUGAAGCAUUAAUUAACAAGUUGCAUAACAAUUGGAGAGUACAAGGUGAUGUUUAUGUUGUUGGCUGUACCAAUGUGGGCAAGUCCUCAAUUUUCAAUGCACUUCUUGACUCGGAUUACUGCAAGGUGCAGGCUUCCAAUCUUGUGCAAAGGGCUACUAUUUCUAACUGGCCAGGCACCACUCUAAACUUGCUAAAGUUUCCUAUCUUGCGGCCAAGCCACCAAAUGCUUUUUGAUAGAACAGCAAGACUGAUUAGUGAAAAAGUAGAUGUAUCAAUAGAAAUGCAUGAGGAGAAGGAAUUACUGAGGAAAACUCGUGAUAUCGAGCAUGCCACUCUCAGAGGUCAUGUCCGCAAAACCUAUGAGUUGAGUCAAAAUCAGGUGAAAGACCCUUUUAAAUUGCCUUCGAGCAGAGCAACAGAUUUCACGCCACCUGCAGGAAUAAAUCCAGAGGAUGAGGCGUUUUUGCAAAGCCGCUGGUGUUUUGAUACUCCGGGUGUUGUGUAUCCCGACCAGGUCAUCAACCUCCUGACAGAAGAGGAACUGGAGAAGGUUAUUCCCAAGGCCAUAAUUUCACCUCGAUCUUUUUCCCUGCUGGCGGGCCAAACUCUCUUUUUGGCUGGUCUUGGCAGAGUUGAUUAUCUGCAUGGAACUUCAAAUCAAAUUAUUGUUACGAUAUUUUCUUCUGAUCAUCUCCCCAUCACAAUUUGCGAGACUACUCAGGCUGAUGAGGUUUACCAAACCUACGCUGGUUCAGAUCUACUUGUGGUCCCAUCAGGGUCCGAGGAGAGACUGGCCAUGUGGCCGGGACUGAAGAAAGGACUUUCAGCAAAAUUUGAAGGGAUUCACUCUAAGGAGAGCGUUGCAGAUGUUUUGUUUUCUUCCGCAGGAUGGAUGAGUGUCACUUUGCCUAGAGAAAAAGUAGCAGAGUUAGAAAUUUUCACGCCUCUAGGAUUGGGAAUUCACGUGAGGAAACCAUCCAUGUUGCCUUUUGCCGUCGCUAGAAGAGGACGCCGAAUAGAAAGAACCCCUGCUUAUGAAAAAUUUAGACCUGUGCUUUAAAUCAAUAUAAAUCACGGAUUAUACUGUUAGUUUAUAA
Molecule: messenger RNA, 2159 nt
Organism: Cloeon dipterum
Lineage: Eukaryota; Metazoa; Arthropoda; Insecta; Ephemeroptera; Baetidae
Product: nitric oxide-associated protein 1
Exons: 8
Coding region: 125-2122 (665 amino acids)
Molecular function (GO): GTP binding
Source: RefSeq, a predicted model, not a curated record